GCGAUGUAACAGCUGCCAUAGGCAUGAAGGAAGUCUCUUCAUCUCACCUCCGGCCUAAGCUAGUCUCUAGUUAGUAUUCAGGCACACCUACCUCAGAAGAAUUUGAGAUGGAUCUUGCAAUAUCCGCCGUUACAGGUGACCUCGCCAGCCGAUUCAUCUCUUUCCUCAUGAACAAAUAUGCGGAUCAUCUGUACUCGGAGCAGAAGGUGGAGAGGCUACAGCAACUCUUGUUGAGAGUUCACACGGUCGUCGAGGAGGCAGAUGGACGGCACAUCACCAACUCUUGUAUGCUCAUGCAGUUGAAGCAGCUAUCGGCAGCCAUGUAUCAAGGGUACCAUGUCUUGGACAGCAUCAGGUACCGGCAACAAAAGGAGGCAUCCAAGGACUUGGUGAGCGAUUCAUUUACCUCGUCUGAUUAUAUCAUUCCAUUCAAACGUGCUCGCACAAGUUCUUCGACAAACAAGGCCACCAACUCGGAGUUACAAAGUGCACUUCAGAGUCUGGAAGCUGUUGUUGACCACAUGGUGGAGUUCGUCGUGCUUUUGGCCGGAUGCGAGCGCGUCUCCCGGAGACCGUAUGAUGCCUAUCUUCAGGUCGACAACUUCAUGUUUGGUCGGCAUGUCGAGAAGCAGAAGAUCAUCAACUUCUUGCUGCAACAGGACAUACCUGGUCCUCCGGCGGUACUACCGAUCAUUGGUGGACGUGGAGUUGGGAAGAAAACCCUUGUGGCACAUGUAUGCAGGUAUGACAGGGUGCGUUCUCACUUCACAGUUAUUUUGCACCUGAGUGGAGACGGUCUUACCAAAAUAACAGACAAUGAAAUUCCGUCAGGGAAGAUACUGGUAGUUGUCGAGUUUGCUUCUGAUGUAGAUGACGAUGACUGGAAAACAUUUUAUUCAUCUGUUACGAGCAUGGACAGAGGAAGCAAAGUGAUAAUCUUAGGCCGAAAUGAAAGCUUGAAGAAACUUGGGACUGUCCAGACUAUAUCUCUAAACCCUCUAGCAUUCGAGGAGUACAGGUACCUGCUCAAGAUGCUCGCAUUCGGAAGCAUGAACCCGGGAGACCAUCCGCAGUUAGCAACGAUAAUGGAAGAAUUCGCUGUGGUGUUCGAAGGAUCACUCGUUUCAGCUAACUUGCUUGGAUAUGCAGUAAGAAAGAAUCUGAAUGCCCAUUUCUGGCUUAGCACAUUGAACAAGAUCAGAAUCACAAGGAAGGUGAACAUAUCCAGGUCUGGCUGCCAUCCAAAUGGCCUUUUCGAUCAAGGCCGUCCGGUGCACUUCGGCCCUCACCACCUCUUGUCUCCUGCUACUCCAUCAUGCCUUAUACCCUCUGCUGGCUGUCCGGAUAGUAGUCUACCCAAAGUCAUAUUAGGGGACUUGCUAGCAGAAGCAUGCCAUAUUGUUCAACCAAAGGGAGAUUUUAGGCUGAUCUCUUGGGAAUCAAGGUUACCACCAUACACUGCGUUUGUUCAUCUGGUUCGCUUUGUUCCAAGUUGUGUGGAUGAUAAGCCUGAAGCAUCCUUGUCAGGGAAGAAGCGUCUGGGGCCAUCUGCCUAGUCUCAUGCCACAUAUCUUCAAAUAGCAUUUUUAUAUCUUAUGAGAUAUUUAUAGAUCUGAGUAUAAUGUAACGAUAAACAUACCGAAUGAUCAUACUCAGCUUCUUUUUCUUUUUAGUUUGGACAAGAGUCACAUGAAAAGAUAUGUAUGUGCCAUCGGUUGGUUCAUAGGGAUGGGUUCUGAAUUGGCAGAGUAUGUAUAGCAUUGAUUAUCUUGAUUGGUAUAGCUGUAUAAGAACCUUUAACUAUCUAUGUAAGAACAUGUAAUGAGCUUUUAUUCAUCAUGGUAGGUGUGAUUACAGAAAAGAAAUAUAUUGUAUGCAUCACGUGACUUUUCGUAUAAAAAAACAUCACGUGACUGAGA
Molecule: messenger RNA, 1919 nt
Organism: Triticum aestivum (bread wheat)
Lineage: Eukaryota; Viridiplantae; Streptophyta; Magnoliopsida; Poales; Poaceae
Product: disease resistance protein RGA2
Exons: 1
Coding region: 108-1556 (482 amino acids)
Source: RefSeq, a predicted model, not a curated record